Molecule: messenger RNA, 1008 nt
Organism: Tigriopus californicus
Lineage: Eukaryota; Metazoa; Arthropoda; Copepoda; Harpacticoida; Harpacticidae
Product: neuronal synaptobrevin-like
Exons: 2
Coding region: 268-738 (156 amino acids)
Biological process (GO): vesicle fusion; vesicle-mediated transport
Cellular component (GO): SNARE complex; plasma membrane
Molecular function (GO): SNAP receptor activity; syntaxin binding
Source: RefSeq, a predicted model, not a curated record
UUACUACUAAAUCACAAGAUGCAGACCAUUAGUAGUUAACGGGAGUAACAUUUCGCGUGUGCAGUUCGUUUGGUACAAUGCCUCCUCAAUGACUAGAUUUUGUAAAUGUGAAAUGUUUGAUCGAACAUUUCCUCGAAAGAUACUUAAUUUUCUGCAAAUUACCACAUCCAUUCUUGGCGACAAAGCUCCAGGAUAUUUACAGAGGUUUGCUCAAUAAUAUUUGACACUGAUUCGAACUACUCCACAGGAUAACAUUCAGUGUUCAGAAUGGCCGAAAAAGGAGAAAAGCCCGAACGCCCCUUGGGACCAGAUGGUAAGCCCAUCCCCGGGCCCGAGCAAAUGCGUCAAAUCCAAGCCUCGAGAAAAAUGGGCCAACAACAGGCCCAGGUGGAUGAGGUCAUUGGAAUGAUGCACAAGAACGUGGAAGAAGUCUUAGAGAGGGAUACCAAGCUGAACGCCCUGGAAGAACGUGCCGACGCCCUACAAGACGGAAGCGCUCAGUUUGAAAAGCGAGCUGCCUCGUUGAAGAAUAAGUUCUGGCUCGAGAAUCUCAAGUCCAUGAUUGCCAUGGGCAUCAUUGGGCUCAUUCUGUUGGCCAUCAUCUACUAUAAGUUUCUGGCUCCACCUCCUCAACCGGCUUAUCCACCCGGCUACAUGCAACCUCCGCCUCCACCCCCACCAUCCCAUUCUGGUAGCGGUGGAGGAUCCUCUUCUGAGGGAUCCUCGAGCUCCGAAUAAUGAUUUAAGUUAUCUCAAUAACAACUUGGAUCAGGCACUGGGCUUGCGUGAAAUGGCUGUCCAGCUGAAAAUGUUAAAACUGCUCUUUGACUAGUCACAUUGAUAUAAAUCCAUGAUUAGACAGGAUUCUCUUGGUUCUUCCCCAUAAAUUUGAUCAUCGGUUUGUUUCUGUUGGAUUGAAAGUUAUCGUUUAUGGUUCUGAGGCUAUCUCACCUGUUUAAUCAGUUGAAUCAUCAAUAAAUUGUAAGUCAUGUUUGUUAUGCCACUCAA